Molecule: messenger RNA, 1119 nt
Organism: Orycteropus afer afer
Lineage: Eukaryota; Metazoa; Chordata; Mammalia; Tubulidentata; Orycteropodidae
Gene: ARPC1B
Product: actin related protein 2/3 complex subunit 1B
Exons: 9
Coding region: 1-1119 (372 amino acids)
Biological process (GO): Arp2/3 complex-mediated actin nucleation
Cellular component (GO): Arp2/3 protein complex; actin cytoskeleton
Molecular function (GO): actin filament binding
Source: RefSeq, a predicted model, not a curated record
AUGGCCUACCACAGCUUCUUGGUGGAACCCAUCAGCUGCCACGCUUGGAACAAGGACCGCUCCCAGAUUGCCAUCUGCCCCAACAACCAUGAGGUGCACAUCUACGAGAAGAGCGGGGCCAAGUGGGUCAAGGUGCAUGAGCUCAAGGAACACAACGGGCAGGUGACAGGCAUUGACUGGGCCCCUGAGAGCAACCGCAUCGUGACCUGCGGCACUGACCGCAAUGCCUACGUGUGGACGCUGAAGGGUCACGUCUGGAAACCCACGCUCGUCAUCCUGAGGAUCAACCGGGCUGCACGCUGUGUGCGCUGGGCCCCCCAGGAGAAUAAGUUUGCUGUGGGCAGUGGCUCCCGGGUCAUCUCCAUCUGCUACUUCGAGCAGGAAAAUGACUGGUGGGUGUGCAAGCACAUCAAGAAGCCGAUCCGCUCCACCAUCCUCAGCCUGGACUGGCACCCCAACAACGUGCUCCUGGCUGCUGGCUCCUGUGACUUCAAGUGCCGGAUCUUCUCAGCCUACAUCAAGGAAGUGGAGGAGCGCCCAGCACCCACGCCGUGGGGCUCCAAGAUGCCCUUUGGGGAGCUGAUGUUUGAGUCCAGUAGUAGCUGUGGUUGGGUGCAUGGCGUCUGCUUCUCGGCCAGCGGGAACCGUGUGGCCUGGGUCAGCCACGACAGCACUGUGUGCCUGGCUAAUGCUGACAAGAAGAUGACCGUCGCCACCCUGGCUUCUGAGACACUGCCGCUGCUGGCCGUCACCUUCAUCACAGAAAACAGUCUGGUGGCAGCGGGCCACGACUGCUUCCCGGUGCUGUUCAGCUACGAUGGCGCCGCGGGGACGCUGAGCUUCGGCGGCCGGCUGGACGUGCCCAAGCAGAGCUCGCAGCGCGGCAUGACGGCCCGCGAGCGCUUUCAGAACCUGGACAAGAAGGCGAGCUCCGAGGGCGGUGCGGCCUCGGGCGCCGGACUGGACUCGCUACACAAGAACAGCGUCAGCCAGAUCUCGGUGAUCAGCGGGGGAAAGGCCAAGUGCACGCAGUUUUGCACUACAGGCAUGGACGGUGGCAUGAGCAUCUGGGAUGUGAAGAGCUUGGAGUCAGCCUUGAAGGACCUCAAGAUCAAAUGA